AUGAUUGGAGAAGAAAUGGGUAAAGUUGAAGAUUGUAUUUCGAUCUAUAAAAUUGAGUCAGCAUUUUAAGACCUUAUAAAACGAAUUCAAAAGAAGAUAAAGAAAUUUCAACAUUUGAAAAAUGUAAUGGAUGACCCAAUUCUAAUGAAAAACAUUUUAGAAAAAGGUAAAACUAUCCUUAGAUAUCCGAUCCUUAGGUUAGGAUGGAGAAUAUAGGACUAGGAGAGGGAAUAAUCGAAUUUAGAAGGGUGAUAAAAAAUUAUAUCAAUGCAAAGUCUGUUAAAAGACAUAUCAUAAAUCAUAANUAAUGAAUAAUUCUUUCGACUUGUUAGAAAUAACAUUUUUUUAAAUGAACCUAAUUUGUCAGUUUUAAUAUGAAUUCGAAUAAUUAGGAAUUGCUUAUUAAGAUAAAUUGUUUGAUCUUGUUUAAUCAAUAGUGCAGACAUCUCAUCUAUCAAAUCUAGUGCAAUUUCUUUCGCAAGAGAUAUGGGUGUCUAUAAAGAUAAAGAUUAUAGAAUGAACUUAUACAAGAUUUUUGCAAGGAUAAAACAAAGAGAAUAUAAAUGGAAGCUUGAUUAACUAUCUUGUAAGUCUAUGAAUUGCCAUAUAGAUGUAGGGUUGGUCUAAAAUGGCAAGCGGAAUGAAGGAUACAAAUUUAAAGUUACAAAAUUAAGUAUUAACGAAAAAAUAGCCUAAAACUAGAGAAGGAAUGAAACUGUAUUUGUUUAUGGUUAAUAACUAUGGAGUAUUCAUAGCUUAGUUUAGUCAAGAAUUAAAUUGCCAUGA
Molecule: messenger RNA, 786 nt
Organism: Paramecium octaurelia
Lineage: Eukaryota; Ciliophora; Oligohymenophorea; Peniculida; Parameciidae
Source: the annotation of a GenBank genome assembly